AUGGAUUUUCAUGGUCAUCGUCGUUACCAUCCUUACACCCCUCCCGUAGGUGCACAUCGUGGGAGAAACCAACCGUUGCCAAAUGGACAAACUGGGGCAUGGAAUGGUCGGUAUUCAAGUGUGCACAGAGGAUUAGGAUCUCAGCGUUCACUAACCAGAGGCAUGUUCCAUCACCCACCAGAGCAUAGUUCAGUCAGUACUAAUAAAACACCCUUUUAUCCGAGAUACCCGGGGCCACAGCCAAGACUUUCAUGGUUCCAAGGUAGAUCAAUGCAUUAUGGGGUACCACGCCCACCAACCAACUAUUACUCUGAACAAAGAGAGAGAAAUUUUAGAUGGCCCUCUUAUAGAGCAGCAAGAUAUGGGCCCUACCCCAGGCUGCACCCCAAGCAUAUGGGAAUAGCCAGUUCCCACUCCACAGGUCUUGUAUGAACAUAUAGUGAUGGCAGGGCAGAAGGGCACAGAUAUCUCAAUUAUUUAUCAUUUAUUUUGUUUCGUUUUGAUUUUACCAUUCUUAUCAUUGCGAUUAAUUUUUAACUGGCUAAUUAUAGAACUCCACAUUCCUCACCUGAUUAUGUUUCUUGAGUUACAUGUAUUUGCACCUAAUUGGAUUUUGAUCAUUGCGCAAAAAGUGCAUGUAAAUAAUGUGAUAACCAGUACUUUGUUUAGAUUUUAGUCCUUGUUAUUUUUUUGUGUUGAGACUGUGCCUUUUUAGCCCUGUCAUUAUGUUGAAAUUAUUAUUGCAAGAUUGUGUUUAUUACACAGUUAUGAAGAUAGGAGGACAAAAUCUCCCACAAUUGGAGCACAGGCAGCCCAGUAUAAAGUAAUGUGUGUUGUAAAUAAAACUUGUGGAAUUCUUUCAGUGUUGCAUCCUUUGUAAUGUAUGCAUAAUGUAAUAGUGUGUUAACGUUUGUAUAAGAAACAGGCAGCAUAGUAUGUUGGGCUAGUUAAUUUUAAUUCUGGUGAUUUAAUUCAGUGUAAUUAUUGCACUGAAUACAGUUGUAAAGUGAUACAGACAGUAGUAAUUUACUAGAGUUAAUGUAGUUCAUAUAUAGAACAGAAGUCAAACCAAUGAUAAAUUAAUUUUCAUUGUCUUGACUUAUACCCUUCAAGGCGAGGUGUAGCUAUGGAAAAUCACAGGACCAUUAUAAUUUAAUGUAAUAAUCUUAAUUUAUUAAUUAAACUUAUUAUCGCCAUUAAAUUGAGAAAACAGAAGUCCUGAAGUAAAUUAUAACAGCCGCUAUUAAAAACAAAUAAAUAUUUAAAAAUUAAAUUAUAAGUAGACUGAUGGAACUGGAUUAAGUCUUGAACUUUUAUUGCUACUCAGAGUUUCAUGCUUCUUGUGAAACAAUCAUCAGGCAACUGCCCGAAGUAAGGGUUACAAUCAAAGAUAUAGAGAAAACAGAGCAAUAAAUACCAGGUGUGGUGCACGGCAUAUGGUGCAUGGCACCUCAUACCAUUAAUUAAGUGAUGCCUACAAAGGUCAUGUCAAAUUUGUGACAAAAUAUAAUAAUCAAAUUAGGGCAGUUUUUAGUAGAAAUUUCCUUGUGUGUCUACAACUUUAGAUUAGGUCAUUUCUAUUGUUCAGGGUAGACACUUCUGGUUUACAAAUUAUAAAGUAUUUCUCCCACAAGCACAAAUUACAUUUCUUGAAGACACUUGAAUACGCUUUUGCUUGUGUGGAGUUAAAAAAUUUUGACAAUCUUUAUUGUAAACAGCGAAAUUGUCCUUGUCUUCGAAACUAUGAAUUGUUCAAUUGAACUACGAAUGAAGAAUCAUUGUGGAGAGUCGGUAGGUUUUUCAUUUAGAGCCGCUUUGUAGUGUUCUCCCUAAAUUUUAGCGCAGCAGGUAAGGGACCAUUCAUGGCCAGUAAGGCAGAAGUUAUGCACCAGAGGCACACUUUCCUUGGGGAUGGGGGGUAGUGGAGUGAGGGACAUGGCCCCACCCUCGCUGGGAAAUUAAUCUAGGAACUAAGUUCUCUGAAACGUCAUUCCCUCAUUUAAGACCUAUUUUAUGCAAAUCGGCUGUUGUUAUCUAAAGACAACAAUUUAAAACGUUUGACUCCAAUAAUUUUACUCUGUCUUCAAUGUUUUCUUUCCUAAAUGCAUGGCCCAUAAAAAGAAAGGCUGUGUAUACUUUAGUACUUUUUCAUAUAUCUUUUUCCAUUUUCCUUGUGAGAAUUGGAUCAGAUCACAACCCCCUUUUUUUUUGAAAAUCUACUUUUUAAGUCUCGCUUGCAUAAGCAGUGAGACUCAUAAUCUGCAACGCUUGAACUUAUACCACUGAUGACAUUCUAUAUCUUGUAACCAUAACAACACACCAAAUUUCAAGUGAUGGUGUCUGUUGUUUUAAACGCUGUUAUUUAAAUUGUAAAAUGACAUUUAAAAUUUGAACAAUAACAAUGUAAUGAAGCAAAUAACAAGGAAAAAAACCUAAAUAUUAGUAAAUAAUAUUUUAGUAGGUUUGAAUGUUCAGAUUUUAUUGUCAUGAAAAUACAAUUGCACUUUAGGGGAAUAUCUGGGAGUUAAAAUAAAUAAUUAACAACUGUAAAAGUUGUUUUUUUUUGUGCAUAAUCAUUUGGGAUGUCACAAAGGGCUGAAUCUGGGGAUAUAUUUUCCGCUGGCUACGGUCAGGGUGACCCUGGCCUCUUACAUAGGAAAGAAAACAAAAAGAGAACUAAAAGAACUUACCAGCUUUUCAUUUGGUGGUCUACUAAUUGCAUAUACCCAGCUGUUUGAAAUCUUAGUAAUAGCUCUGAAUUAUUGCAGCUCUUCUGCAUUUCCGUAGACUGUGUACAUUAACAAUAAUAAUUAUUAGAGAACCCCUCAGUCUGAGCUUAAAAUGAUAAGCAGAUGAACUUCCUUUUCAGUAUUGAAAUCUAAAAUGGCUAAUGAAUAUCCAGUCACCUUUAAAUAAGAAAAAGAUAAGAAUUAAGAUUCAAAACAUCCAGUUAUAAUGUAUCUUGCUGCUUUAUAACAAAAUAAUAUUAUUAUUAUGGCUAACUGCGCAUGUAACUCUGGCUAGCAUAGUUGGUGUAAAGUAACUAAAGUGCAUGUAAUGGAUAUUAAGGAAAUACUUGUUUUAUUUUCAUCUUUAAAAGUUGUUUUUUAUCCUUGGAACUUUGUUUGCCUGAAAAAUUAUUUAUUAAUAUCUUGUAGGUCAGACAAACGAACAAAGAAAUACUACUUCAGAAAGUCCACACAAGAUAAAGCCAGGAAUGCGUUUGAUCUCUUCAUGCUCUCAACAAACAAAUGUUAGUACAGCACAGGAGCAGAAAAACUUGAACUCUUCUGUAACUGGUGAGGCAGUAUCUUUGGAUAAAAAACGUGCUACUUCAGAUGGCAAAACCCCCUCUGUUGCUAAGGUUGUACCAUUCAGUCAUCAGCCUUCUGUAAGUGCCGUCAAAUGUUCAGCAAGUACUUGUUGUUCUUCAGUAACAUCCACUGUUUCUGCUGCUACAAAUACUCAGAUCCAGCAGACAGUUGCACAUGAACAGAAUAGUAUGCUGCCGACUUCUGUUGACAUUUCGGAGUCUCAAUGCCCUGCUCCAGAUGGUGGUAUGAUGACCGUCUUUGCACAUUUUGAAGAUGGUCAGGUGCGUCCUAUUAUGAGAACAAUUUGUAGCUGCCAGCUACGUAAACGAGCUUUAAAGUAUGCUGAUAAAGGAAAAACUAAAACUGACUCCAUUGUUCUUGAUUCUGAUGAGGAAGAUGAGAAGAAUAGUGUGGCUGCUGGUUCUGUUGGUGAUCAAGGUAUUUGUAACACAGUAUUUACAGCUGUCUUAGUUGGGGCCUGGUCACUACGAUAGAUUUUGUGCUAGGCCAGGUUUUUUAACAAGGAAGACUGUUACAUUUCUCUGCACCAGCAAAAUAAUAGGAUCUCUUGGCAACCUGUAGGUUGACUUUUUGAAAAUGAACAUCAUUACAGAGGCUUGUUCGAAACUGUAUGUGCAGAGGCAUUUAAGUUAAAAAAAUUAUUUAAUAAUGUGGUACAGAACCAUUAAGGCAUUUUCUAGUUAGCAAGACAAUGUGAAGCCGUUUUGGCCUAUUAACCAUGUGCACUGCACCAAAAGUAGCAUUCAGCCCUGUCGUAUUAACUUUGCAGUUCUAUGCUGUAAACUCUGGAGGGCAUCAGAGUUAACUUUUCAACACCCCUGCAGGGUCACAUCACAGUAGGCAAAAAAGGGGUAAAAUCAUCGUCUUGUAGAGGAGUACAGCUGCAGCCAUGGGAUUAGAAAUUUGCCUAAAAACACCCAAUUUCCUUGAUUUACAGCAAGAGUUCUCAUGUAAGCUGAAUAUUUACUGUUUUAUUGGUAGAAGCAGGGAAACCUCUGUCAAGUUCAACUUCUGCUGGUGAUAAAUUAAGUGGCGGAGGGGAAGGCGUAAGUGAUAGACCAAAGAGAUUCUCUUUUAGUUACAUAAUGGACGUUGUGAAUGUACAUGUACAUACAGUAAGAGGGCCCCAUAGAUGUAGGUACUAUUCUAGGUACUGGUUAAAUACCUUGUUUUGGAAAUUUACAGGGCAUUAAGGAGAAUACUAGAUUUUAGGAAAUUGUAAUGUAAAUGGUUAACAUGCUCUAAAUCUGUAUUUUUCAUUCAAAAUGAUAACAACCUUUAUUCCUUAUCUUUUAUAGUUUGCUAAUUGGUGAAUGAUAUUUUAAAUUAAUUUUAAUAUGUACUGCCUAGAAAGUUUUCAAAAUUUUUAAUUCUUAAAAGUAACUGACUGGGAGUUAUUUGUAAGUGACAUGAUCUGCAGCUUUUUAGUGGCUUCUUGAUUUGUUUAUUCCUUUUAGUCAGUACUUUGAUUCAGCUCACUAAAUUCUUUCCUUCUAAUGGAGAAAUUUGGACUCUAAAAGAUUUCUUUUAAGGUGAAACCUUGCCCAAUUAGUUUUUCUACCCUCCAUUGUUGCUGCAGGUUUACUGAUAAAUGAACAACUGUACGUUCUUUUUAUGUCUUGAAAUGUUUUCUUUUUGUAUUACAGAAUAUUCAAGACACACCCAGGAAAAGUAUGAAUACAAUUUUUGAAAUUUUGGUUUUGAUUUCAUCGAGUACUUUUUACUUUUAUUUACUUUAAUUCUUCAUGGACAGCUACAUUCCCUCUUGGAUGCUGGCUGACUUGUUUAUUAAUUUUUUUACUAUGCUUUACUUAAUUUUUGUUAGGAGCAAAAAUGAGCAUAGAAAACCCAGAAAAGAGGUGAGAAUUAAAAGACAAGGUACUUAAGGUUAGCAGUAUGAAUUUGGCAUCACCUUUUAUUUUAUUUAUUAUUAUUUUGCCACAUUGCAAUUAAAUACUUGAACAAUUUAAUUCAGGUGGACGAGUUAAGGGAGCCCAUGGAAGUCAGUAAGGCUUAUGAAAAGGACCACCUUGAAAAUAUAUGACUAAAUUAUGAAAUACAAUACUGGCAUUGGCAAGACAAUUUAACUAAAGGCAUCAAUUUCUUUUUAACAUAGAAAAUAAUCAUUUAGUAGGAUACAGAAUAGAUAAGAAUUAAAGCGCAAAUGCAAAAAUGAAAAAGAAAAAGUGGAAAAAAAGAAUCCAAAGUGCAGAAAAAAAAAGUGAACAAAGUAAAGAAGUACACAUGAGCAUUAAGAGAAGUAAAGACAGUAUACGUAUACCAGGAAAUAGGACUUUAGUUUAGAAGUGAACACAGCAAUACUAGAGGCAUUCUGAAUUUCACAGCUAAGGAAAUUAAAUUUAUUAUCAGAUACAAAUAAGUUGUAUCUUAAUCAAAAUCCUUUGUGAUUAAUUUGUGGAGAAUGGUAACUCAUUAAAAGGAAAUACUGAAUGAAUUAUUAGUAUAGUACAGUAGUAUAGUAUAGUUUAUCUUUAUUGUGCCUUUCCCCCUCCAAAGGGAGGUGGUGGUCCUAGUUACAAUGAAGGUUUUAUAUUCACUACUACAACAAAUUAUCUUAAAAUAUGUGAACAGAAACAACAAAAUUAUACUAUAUACACUAUUACAAUGAUAAUUAUACUAUUAGUUAAUUAAUUAAUUUUUUGUGGUUUAAGAUCUGUAUUCUUUUUAUUUUGAAACAUUAGAUGGGCAUAUUUGGCUAUAACUUGAGAAAUAUUGUCAUUAUCUAAUCUUAGUUAUAUCGUGAUCUGUUCAUCAAAAUAAAGUUUCUAAGAUUAUCGUAUUCUAUACAAUGCAUUAAGAAGUGUUUUUCGUCUUCUGUACGGUGUCUUUGAUCCAUCAAACAAAUUAUGAUAAUUCUGAAUUUUUGUUGUUCAAAUGGGAAUCCAAAUAAUGAUUAUAGAUUAAUAAUAGUAACAAUAACAAUAAUAAUACAAGUAAUAAUAAUAAUUCUAGAUUUUUGGGAAACUGUAAAAUACUAAAUCACUGUUAGGCUCUUGUGCUGGAUUACUAUUUAAAUUUUGUAGUGGUUUUAUAAAUAGUUUUUUUAAUCUGUUUAUGAAAGAUCCUCUCCUGAUGAGAGCAGCUCUCAAACUAUGAUAGAAAUGGAUGUUUCAAGUAGUGUUAUAUGCUCUGAGUCAGUGGCAGACUCAGUAGCAAGGAUUGUGGAUGGCUUGCGACACAGUGUUGGCGAGGGAAACAGUAGUUGUGCCUCUUCAGAUUCCCUGUCUUCAUUAUCAUUUGCAAGUAUUACAGGUAUGGUAAUAUGUGGGGAAAAAUAAUUUUAGUCAGAGGCUGAAAAACAAAAAAUUUGCUUUUGCUGAUGACAACAGCAAUAAACACCAAUUUUAAUUGAUUAAAGCAGGAAAAAUUGAAAGAUUUCCUCUGUCCACAUUAAGUAAAAAAACUUAUUGAGGCGGGAGAGGAAUAAGAAAGGAAAUUAGAAGAAGUUGAGAAUUACAUUACAGUAACAAACUGCAGAUGUAAAGCUCUGAAAAUGCUGUAUUAUUGUUCUUGUCUGGUUGAGUACAGUCCAAGCUCUGUUAAGUGGACACCCUCAGGAGAGUUCAAAUGAGGCUUUGAAGUCAAGGUGGCGAUUAGUAAGGCAGUCAGUGUUUGUCUGUAGUAAUAGAGUUUAAAUUGCUAUAUUGCCAUUUUUGAGUUAUUUUUCAUUUGUGGUAUAAAUGGCCAGGCUAAUAAUUUAAAUUUUUUUAAUUUACAGAGGAUGCCCCACUCCUCGCUAAUCCCCAGAUUCUGCGACGAAUUUUGGAUGAAUGUAAUGGGAUAGAUAAGUAUGUGUUGGUCACUCUGCAUUACAAGUCUGUGACCUUUGAUUUUUACAAAUUAAGUGACCAUCUGGUGUUGAUGUUGGUUAAAAAAGUGCUUUUUCCAUAAACAAUACACAUUACAAAAUUUGCUCUUAAAGCAUAAAGUGUUCAUCUAGAGAACCUAUUCGUAUGGCUUGCAGUUAUUUUACAAAGGAAUCUUUGAUAAUGGAACAAUACAAUAAGUAAAGUUAGAAUGCAAAUAGUCGUACAGCACCAACAAUACAAAAAAAAAACAAAAAAAAAAACCUCAACAUACUGAAAUACACUAACGUUAAGUUGAAAAUCCGUAUAUGAGAUUCCAUUCAAAAUCCAAGUCGUUUUUUUUCUUAUCACAAGCACAGUAUCAUUUUACCUAAUAGUGUGCAGGGCAGGAAAACUUGAAAAGGACAGCAAAUAAAGUUUCUUUAAAACGUGUUUAGAGGGCUUUCUGAGACGCUGCUGAAAUAGUCAUCAUGGCUUUAAAUACAUGUAUGUCAGUCAAAGGCUUUAUAUAGUAAAAAAGGACUGUCGUGCAUGGAUUUAGGUACAGAAGUGGUACAUAUUAGUGUUUUUUGUUUUAUUUUCAUUUGACAUUAUAGUGCGAUAUUCGCUUUUUCUUCCAGACCAUUUAAGAAGUUGAAAGUCUCACCGAUGAAUUUGUACACAGCUGCUAAAGACUGCAAUGUUCACAAAGUUCUUGCUUUGUUAGGUUUGUUUUCUCUCGUUUGUUAUGUUACUCUGAUUUUUCCAAUGUAAUUAAAGGUGAACAAAAAGGUAGAUCGUAAGUUCAAUAAGCCUAUAUACCUCUCUAUCUCGCUAUCUCUCGCUAUAUCGUUACCCUCAAAAUCAUUAUUCGGGGUGUACGUCUGGAAAUUAUCUGCCAAGAAAAUUAUCAGGUUCAACUAAUCUACGUUUAAAUUUGAGUAUUUUUCUUACAGUUGACAGUUGUUAAAGGCACCUGAACUCUCUAUGUGAUUCAGUUUUUUUUGUAUAUUUCUACCUUUGGGUUUAUGGAGAUUUCUUUGUUUGCAAGUAUCAUUUUGUUCUCAAAAGACAAGGAGGUAUUUCUUGCGCUCUCGGUUAGUGAGCAACAGGAAGUUAUCUUCACCGUUGGCAAUAAAAGUCUUUCGAAUGAACUGUUGAAAGUAUCACGACACCCACACUCUCUUCCAAUUUUAUCGCUCAUUUUGUUUUUUCUCGUGCAAGUCAAUUCUGGUUAUUAAUCAGCAGUUUAUUUUCCCCAAGCCCUAUGAAUAUUCUUGUAUUGUUUUUCUCUGUAGUUGGAGGAUGUGAUCCAAACCAACAAGUUGUUAAAGCCAAAGGAAAGACGGCCAUGCAUGCGGCAGCUGGUGGUGGAUAUGUUGAUAUCAUGGCUUGUCUGAGACUGGUAAAUAUCUGAUAAACUAAAUAACAAACGGCAGAGUUUUUAAAAGGCUCUUAAACUCUCCCCUGCUCUCUGCAUUUUGAUCAUUUUGUAAUUUAGCCCUUUGUUUUCCCGUUUUGGUAACUGAUAUUAAUUUACUGAUUUGAUGACAAUACAUAUGUGAUUGAGGUCUUUGCUUCAAGAACCCUGCCGUAAAAACUUGACUACGAAAAAUUGUACUGGAAAAGCCUCCGAGAGGUCUUUCCCUAUUGCCAAAAAUCGUAUUAAACAGGAUUUGAGGACGGAGGUGUUUUGAAGAUUGUUUGGAUCCAAAGCGUGAUUGCACAUAGAAUGCCUCGAGAACAUUUUCAGUGGUCUUUUAAGUUUCAGUGUAAAACUGUUAAGAUUUGUUUUUGUGAGGGAGUAACUUCUUGUAGAGAAAUUGAUGGACGUUUUGCUGGUACAUGUAUAUUAAAGUGGUUAUUCGUUUUUAAGCCGGUAGGCUUCUGCUCGCCUGCUUGAAAAUCUCACCCGGCUCUGAUAAUGCCUGAUUAAAAAAGUAUUCUUUUCAUUAGAAAAAGCGUAAACGCAAACUUAAAAUAAUCAUAUUGCAACUUUAAUUUAAUUGUCCCAAGAUCUGAAUUUUAAAAACAAGUAAAAGGUUAUGACAAUAAAAUGAAACGACCUUUUGGUGUAUUCGAGACGUUAUUUUCAAGUUCAAAGAGUCCGGUCGAAAUUCUCAGACUCUUUGAACCUAAAAAGUGUCUCGAUGACACGAAACAUCGUUCGAGUUUAUUGUUACUUUGUACUUUUUUUGUUUUAAGUAGCCUUCGCUGAUCAAGAUUUGACUGAAUAUGACGGAUUUCAUAUCAAAGUCGGUUCAGUUUUGAUACGUAGUGGACUGGUUCUCUACCGAGUCUGUUCAUGAUCUGUAUUUGACUUAGAACCAUUUUGACUGCAGAAGUUCUAAGGCUUUAUCAUGCAGGUAUUGAAUUUCGACGAAAUAAUUUUCUACUUUUAGGCAGGAUGUGAUUUGAACCUUGUUGAUUACGAAAACAGAACACCUUUUGUAAGUAUCUGCUUGGAGAGAACAUAGAAAUCUAUGUGUCUUUUCCGUCCGUCAUAUUUGCAAGUUGCAUUUUGAAGGGUGCAAACUGCUAGUAAGACUAUAGCUAGGACUGCAUCUCCCGGUGCCCUCUUUGUUGUCCAAUGUCGGCUUGGCCUUGCCUAGUCCCUGCACGGCGUCUCCCCAGGCCUUCUCGGUCAGGGCAUGUCGGUGACGUAUCGGAGACGAAAAUCUCGCUCGGACCACUUGACCCGAAACGCAAGGCCCAGCGGAAUGUUGAGGCCUAGGGACUAGGCAAGGCUUGACCUGAAACGUCCCAAGGGAAAACCUCCAAAAGUUGCAUGGCUGAUAAAUCUUAUUCUGUGCGGGUCUUUGCUAUGUAAAUCUUGUGUCUUGUGCCCUAUGAGUGAAAGAGUUAGGUAACCCUUUGAUCACGUGAUCAACUUUCUGUAAACAUACAUUUCCCUAUAGUUAAGGGAGUAGACCAAUUUCGAUAAAUUUAAAUUCAUAGUUGGCUCCGAGGCUUGCGGAAAUAAAACAAAAGAAAUGUAUUAUUCAUUGCUAAGCCGUGAGAUGAUUUCUUGUGUUUUAUUUCCCCAAGCCUCGCAGCCAAGUAUGAAUUUUAAUAUAUCGAUAACCUGUCUGUUAAAUUUUACUUUUCGUCAUUAUUUUUAUAACCUGUUUUUGAAGUGUAGUUAAUCUUUUGAGAGAUUGUGGGUCGCUUUUGGUUUAUUUGUGGGAGCUACGCUAUUGGUAGAAGUAUGCUGACUCUGGAGUGAUAACUUAUUUGGUUCUUUUUAUUCAGUUUGAUGCAGUUAGUAAUCACAAGGUGCAAGCGGUAGAAUAUCUCAUUGAAUGCGGUGCAAACGUCAGAGUCAGGGUAUGAAUAAUAUGUUAUCAUUUUUUCACCAUACGUAGUGUCCAGAAAAUGUUUCAACACUGCGGCGCUGAUUUCUCAAUUCUUGAUUUAUUUGCCACUUAAGAAACGAGUAGGAGACUGGGCUAAGUCAGCUUUCGCAAAGACGUCUGGGAUUGUUAUUAGGGACGUACCGCCUGGUCAGCUCUUGGCCCGUUUUUCCCCGUCCCUAGUAGCGGUCCUAGAAAAUCGUUGCGAAAGCAAACUCGCCGCAGCUUCCUGAAAAGCAAAUUGGAAAAUCAAGUUUCUAUCAUUUGUUGACCGAACCAUUUUCUCGUUGAGAUAACAUUCGUAAAGUUAGUAAUCAAAGCGCUUUGAAAAUUGUCUCAAUUUCCAGGACUCCAAGGGUAUGACAUGUUUCCAUUUAGCUGUUCGUCAAGGACAUACAGAUUUAAUCAAACUCUUGUUGAAGACAGGGCAGUUUGAUAUCAAUGAAAAGGUAAACGCUUUUUGCGAGCUUUUAAUCAUUUUCACUACGUUCAUUUCGUAAAGAUUAUAUCAAUGUCGUAUAGCCCUUCUUGGGAAGGGCUGUACGACAGUAGAUGUAGACAUAAAUGUGGAAAUCGCUUAUUCGCUCCGGAACUACUCCAAAUGAACUUUAUUUCAAAAUACACUGUGCCAACCACACCGGAUUCAUUUUGAUGAAAACUAUUUGCUAAGUCUCUGAAGUUGUCAACAGACCUUUCCCGCAUUUCGCUCCAGUUUGCACCCAAAAUGAAGUGAGAUUGAGGUUCAGGUGGACAUUUCAAUACAAAUCACUGUAUUUUGGCACCCCAAUCCUCGAGUCGGUGCCGGGAUAGGUCUGUAUGUAAGCAGGCAAUACAUAAUAUAUACUGUUACGCGCCGAUGAAAUAGACUUUGCAAUGUCGGUCCCCACCUAGAAGAAUGUUUAGCAGGUAACAGUUUCUUUAUCGAAUGUCAUGUGAUCUCGUGGUAGCCAAUGAGAGAGAGAAAGACUAUGAUGUAUUGUAUAUAUUACAGGAUGAUGGUGGAUGGACUCCGAUCAUGUGGGCAGCGGAGGAUAAACAAUAUGAAGCAACCCAGCUGUUAAUGGAGUGUGGAGCUAAUGUUCACUCACGUGACCUGGUACUGUUACACUGUAGCCAAACAGCUUCCCCUCAGCUCAGCAAAGGGAACUUUACAAACCAUAAGUACAACUACGUUUGCCUUGUAUGGCGGGUGCUCGGAAAAAAAUAGGGAGGAGAAAAAAUUGGGGGCAUGGUUAAUGCCAUGCAGGGUAGGGGCGUGGUCCAUUGGUCCACACAGGUUUAACUGCUUUGUUUCGUUGUUUAUUAUUGUUAUAUCGUAAAUAUAAAUUAGUAGAAUAAAUAAUUACAAAUAGAAUAGUGUGUAAUUUGGCAAGGGCACUCUACGUAACUAGGUUAUUUCCUUGAAAUUCGGGUGGUUUUUCUUUUGUUUUGAUUUUCUAGAAUAACAUUCAAGUCAGGUCAAGCAUACGUCUAUAUAGAAUCUAGUGAUAGAUUGCCUUCUUGACAACUGAAUCCACUAGUUGCUGCUGAUAUACGAUUUAUUUCUGCAUUCCAGCAUGCGUAACGCACGGAGGUCAUUAAACAAAAUUUGCUUGGUCGUUUUUCUUGUUCGUAGGAUUUUUCCAUUGAAAAGUCGUAAAGAUGUUUUAAUCUGACCAAAUACUAAGAAGUUGAAGUCUAAAAUUUAUUGCGUGCGGGAAUACAGUUAUGAAUUUGACGUUAGUAGCAUCGACGUGUAACGGAUUCUAUGCGGGUACGGUCUUGGCGGUUGAAUGUUACAUGGUUUAUGGGCACUUAAGCUCAGUAAGCGGCCAAAAGCGUACGAUGGUAUCUAGGUGUAGUUAAAACCCGCGUGUAAGAACCUGGUUUUUAAGAACCUGUUAGGGUAGAAAUUUGUCUGUUAGGCUCCCGCUAUACAAGAAUCUAUUUAGCCUAAAAUCUCAAACAGGUUCUUAUUUAUAAAAGAAAUUCUGUACGCUUGGGGCGAAAUAAUAAGGAGAAGCCAACAUUCAGGAUCCUCUUUGGAGACAUAUGUGCCUUUUCACUUCAACUGCAAGGUUUACAAAUUUUGUAUAUUAAGGAGUAAGCUGAACACCGCUAAGUACUCUUAGCUAAGAUGUAGUGUUUUUUUCUUUAUCAUAAAAUAAUAACCUAUUAAAGAACCUAAAUAGCUUAAAAUUGGGCUAAUUACCAUUUAUGUACGGACCUGUUAAGGCUAACUUGGCAAAAUACAGGUUCUCAAUCGUGGGUUUUUACUACAUAUGACUUUGAAUGUCGGAAUGAUUUGACUAUUUGUAAUUUUGUAUUAUUCAGGAGCUUAAUGUUCCCCUUCACUGGGCAGCUUUUUCUGGAAGUGCCGAGGUGUGCAAACUGUUGCUUUCGAAUCAUGUGAAUAUAAACACUGUGAACGAACAUCUUGAGACUUCACUGUAAGUACUUAAAAAUUAAUACUCCCCACCCCACCUUACCGCCUAUUUUACUGUCAAUAAACACCGUUAGACAACACUGUAAGUGUUUAAGAUUAAUACUCCCGCCCCACCCUACCCCCUUCCAGCCUGUCAAUACCAGUGUUGUUUGUAACUGCUUCCCACUCCACUCCCUGACUAUCAAAAAUCUCCCUAUCCCACCACCUUGCAGUCAAAACCCCACCUCAUUUAUGAAGACUUAAUAUACCGUUUUGUAUUCGAGUUGGAGGAUACCUAUAGGGUUGAGUCGUCCCUAAUCGUAUAUCCUUGCUUUUAUACGGUGUCGAAGCGAAGACUUGUUCUUGGAUUUUGGGACAAAUAUUGUGGCUUAUCCUAUUUGUAAAACGGACUUCCCAGCUUAUACUGUUGCACGUUAAGGAUUAGGGCGAGGGAUCAAGAACCUUUUUUAUUAGGUUUCAAACAUAUUGAUAGAUAAAUAACAAAUGAAUAAAAUUUAAUGACGAUUGCGUGCAUGCAGUCGAAGGCAAUUCCGAAGAAGCGGAUUCGAACCUAGCCUAAACUUAACUCUGGUUACGUCCGUCUUUAAAACAGCGCCGAUGUCCUUGUUCUGGGCCCGCAGCUGUCUACCAGGAUUACGCCAUGAUUUUCCUGUUGAAGAAGUUAUUGUCGUUUUGCCAAUCAAGAUGAAAGGAAAUUCGAAACGCACUUCCGGUAAUUCGUUGAGUCCGUUGGGGCACAGAACAAGAAAAUCGGCGCUUCUUCGCAGACGUUACUAACCGCGUUUAAAUUACGCCUGGAAUGCAGGCCAGUUCGAACCUUGUCUGUGGCACAUUUUGUUCCUGGGUUUUGAAGUUGUCUCCACUCUUGAUUUUGACCUUUUAUUGGUUUCAUUUUCAGCCAUAUCGCUGCAAGAGACAACCACUAUCAGUGUGUCCAGUAAGUAACAUCAUGUUGCUGUUUCACGCUAUUUUUUGUUUUUGCUUAACCAAAAAGAGCCAAAUAUUAUAUUAAAAGCUGGCUAUCGGGUUAUUGAAGUUUCCGCAGGAUUCGUACGCGUCUUGAAAACCCUUGGAAACCUAUGAAUUUUUGAGUACUAGGCCUAGAAAAUUCUUGAAAUUCUCCUUCAUUCAUUUUGGUCCUUGAAACUCCUUGAAUUUUAAUCGAGGAACAUUUUCAAACCUCCAAAAAAUUUUGGUAAAUACCAGUUUUGAAACCAGCAUUGAGAAAGCCCAUUAUUAUCGGAAUAUAUUCAUAGUUUAUUUCGAACGUGUGUUAAAAGUAAUAAAAUUAGGUCCCUUAAAGUCUAAAAAUGCGGUCCUUGAAAGUUCUUGAAUAGUCCUUAAAUUUUACGUGAGAAGAAGUGUACGAACCCUGUUUCCGCGAUCGCAAUCAUUAGAGGCCAUUUCGAGUUUGUGACUGGGUCGGUGCUGUGAAUUGCAUUAUGGGAUUGUUUUGGGGACGCUAUUACAAAGUUGCAUAAGAAACGGGUCAAAAUGCGUCCAUCAAAACAGUCCCACAGUUCCAACCAGGUCAAAAGUCUGAGGCGUUUUUUGUUUUAUUUGAUGAAAUUUCAAUAACCGUUUUGUGGCAAUAUGGGCCACGAUUUUUAAAAUAAUUAGUUUAGGUUUUAGAAAAGGUCUUUUAGCGCACUUUCAAAAAGCUUUGUAAAUUUAAGGCUUUUAAAAUUUUAAGAGUGAAAUUAUCAGCCUUUGAAGUUUUGGAGUACAUUGCUUAGCUUUUUCAAAUUUCUUUCGUCUGACCGCCGUAAAUCCAACAGUGCAAUUCGACACAACUCUGACCCAGUCUUACGCUCCACCUCCUGGAAAUGGCCGACAUCGGCCAAUAUAGAAAUAACUCUUCCAACAAAGGUAACGAUAACAGCAAUCGUUGCGGCAUUGAUCUUUACGAAACACUUCUGAUCAGUUAUUUUAAGCCUUCUUUCCAUGAAAUCUGGCGCUGUGAUCGGCUGUAGAUUACUGGAAUUUUUCAGCGGCAAAUUGAAUUUUGCAUUUCAAGCUUAGUUAUUCCUUAUUUGCACCUUUUGAUAAAAUAGUUAAUCGGACUGGACAAUGACGUACAAUUCGAUUCAUCCCUGAAUUGCUUAAAUUCAAUUUGAAGUGCAUCUUAUUGGGUAAUACUGUAAUGAGAUACAAGUGGCUAAUAUUUGCAUUUUUUUCAAGAUUUGAAGAUGUUAGUUUAUUGAGAAUAGAAACUCCUAUUGUUUGGUUAAAUGUUUACAGGUUGUUUCUAAGUCGAGGUGCAGAUAUUCAUAUCAGGAACAAAGACAGCAACACGCCUGCUAUGGUACUGAAAGUAUUUCCUGUAUCGUAGUUAUGUAGCUUUGUGGCAAGAUGUACUCAGUUUUAAUUUCCAUUGCUCUAAUUUCUAGUUUCCAAUUUAUGUUUGUCAAAUAGGUUAUUAAGUAAUCGUACGCCAUAGAACUAUAGCGCUCUGUGGGAACUCAUGUGCACAAGCAAACCUGAUUUUCCUUAUGGAACUAAUGAAAUCAAGUGCUCUGAUUGGCUAAAAUCUGUUUUUUUUUCCCAAUUUCAGCACGAAAAUGGUUUUUUAAAGUCCGAAUCCUUUGUAUUUUUCACGACUAUGACGUCAAAUCUAUUGUUUCUACGAAAACCAAGAGAUUUAUAAAUGGUAUCUAAGCCUGUUCUCAGACGUUUAAAAAAUAAGACUUCACUCGUACACGUACGGUUGCUUUCUGGUAUCGGGAGCGAAAGUAUUGCAAUUUUUGAGCAUAAAAACGUCCAUACCAUGCAUUUUUUAUUCGUGUUUAAACUUUUAUUUGAAAAAUGGGGAGGGGAAAUUUUUGGCGAUCACAAUUUGCCCUCUGGCGACCAAAAAUUUAUACUUCAUCGCCAGUUGGCGCCCGUAUUAAAAAGUUAAUUUCGGACCCUGUUAAGGAUUAGGGCAAGGGAUCAAGGACCUCUUUUAUUAGGUUCAAACAUAUUGAUAGAUAAACAACAAAUGAAUAAAAUUCAAUGGGGAUUGCGUGCAUGCAGUCGGAGGCAGUUCUGAAGUAGCGGAUUCGAACCUAGCUUAAACUUAACUCUGGUUACGUCCGUCUUUAAAACAGCGCCGAUGUCCUUGUUCUGGGUCUGCACCUGUGUACCAGGAUAACGCCAUGAUUUGCCUGUUGAAGAAGUCAUUGUCGAUGUGCCAAUCAGGAUGAAAGAAAAUUCGAAACGCACUUCCUGUAAUUCGUUGGAUCCGUUGGGGCCCCAGAACAAGAAUAUCGGCGCUUCUUCGCAGACGUUACUAACCGAGGUCAAAUUACGUCUGGGAUGUAGGCCAGUUCGAGCCCUGUCUGUGGCAAAUUUUGUUCCCGGGUUUUGAAGUUGUCCCCACUCUUGAUUUUGACCUUUUAUUGGUUUCGUUUUCAGCCAUAUCGCUGCAAGAGACAACCACUAUCAGUGUGUCCAGUAAGUAACAUCGUGCGUUUGUUUCACGCUAUUUUUUGGUUUUGCUUAACCAAAGAGAGCCAAAUAUUAUAUUAUAAAUAUUAUAUUAUAUAGCUGGCUAUUGGGUUAUCGAAGUUUCCGCAGGGUUCGUAGGCGGCUUGAAAACCCUCGGAAACCUAUGAAUUUUUGAGUACUAGGCCUAGAAAAUUCUUGAAAUUCUCCUUCAUUCAUUUUGAUCCUUGAAAGUCCUUGAAUUUUAAUUGAGGAACAUUUUCAAACCUCCAAAAAACUUUGCUAAAUACUAGUUUUGAAGCUACCAGGAUAUUAAUCAGCAUUGAGACUUACAAAUGAAUUUUCAUACUGAGAAAUGGUUGCCCUUAAGAACAAAAGCCCAUUAUUAUAGGAAUAUAUUCGUAGUUUAUUUGGAACGUGUGUUAAAAGUAAUAAAAUUAGGUCCUUUAACCCUUUCACUGCCAGAGUGUUUGAUAGAGUUUUACAAGGUGACUCAUCUUUUGAGUAUGUGGACGAAAUCCUAUGAUGUGAACAUUCAAAUGAAAGCUCUCUGCCUGAACUCACGCAUGGUGCUAUUUGUUUUCCAAAAUUUUACAAAAUGAAAUUUGGAAAUCUGGUCGAAAUUUGCCUUUGGCUAGAUUUGGCAGUGAAAGGGUUAAAGUCUAAAAACGCGGUCCUUGAAAGUUCUUAAAUAGUCCUUGAAAUUUACGUGGGAAGAAGUGUACGAACCCUUUUUCCGCGAUCGGAAUGAUUAGAGGCCAUUUCGAGUUUGUGAUUGGGUCGGUGGUGUGAAUUACAUCAUGGGAUUGUUUUGGGGACGCUAUUACAAAGUUGCAUGAGAAACAGGUCAAAAUGCGUCCAUCAAAACAGUCCCACAGUUCCAACGAGAUCAAAAGUCUGAGGCGUUUCUUUUUUUAUUUGAUGAAAUUUCAAUAACCGUUUUGUAUAUGCAAUAUGGGCCACGAAUUUUAAAAUAAUUAGUUUAGGUUUUAGAAAAGUUCUUUUAGCACACUUUCAAAAAGCUUUGUAAAUUGACAGCUUUUAAAAUUUGAAAAGUGAAAUUAUCAGCCUUUGAAGCUUUGAAAUACAUUGCUUAGCUUUUUCAAAUUUCUUUCGUGUGACCGCAGUGAAUCCAACAGUGCAAUUCGACACAACUCUGACCCAGUCUUACGCUCCACCUCCUGGAAAUGGCCGAUAUCGGCCAAUAUAGAAAUAACUCUUGCAACAAAGGUAACGACAACAGCAGUCGUUGCGGCAUUGAUCUUUACGAAACACUUCUGAUCACUUAUUUUAAGCCUUCUUUCCAUGAAAUCUGGCGCUGUGAUCGGCUGUAGAUUACUGGAAUUUUUCAGCGGUAAAUUGAAUUUUGCAUUUCAAGCUUAGUUAUUCCUUAUUUGCACCUUCUGAUAAAAUAGUUAAUCAGACUGGACAAUGACGUACAAUUCGAUUCAUCCAUGAAUUGCUUAAAUUCAAUUUGAAGUGCAUCUUAUUGGGUAAUACUGUAAUGAGAUACAGGUGGCUAAUAUUUGCAUUUUUUUCAAGAUUUGAAGAUAUUAGUUUAUUGAGACUAGAAACUCCUAUUGUUUGGUUAAAUGUUUACAGGUUGUUUCUAAGUCGAGGUGCAGAUAUUCAUAUCAGGAACAAAGACGGCAACACGCCUGCUAUGGUACUGAAAGUAUUUCCUGUAUCGCAGUUAUGUAGCUUUGUGGCAAGAUGUACUCAGUUUUAAUUUCCAUUGCUCUAAUUUCUAGUUCCAAUUUAUGUUUGUCAAAUAGGUUAUUAAGUAAUCGUACGCCAUAGAACGAUAGCGCUCUGUGGCAACUCAUGUGCACAAGCAAACCCGAUUUUCCUUAUGGAACUAAUGAAAUCGAGUUCUCUGAUUGGCUAAAAUCUGUUUUUUUUUCCAAUUUCAGCACGAAAAUGGUUUUUUAAAGUCCGAAUCCUUUGUAUUUUUCACGACUAUGACGUCAAAUCUAUUGUUUCUACGAAAACCAAGAGAUUUAUAAAUGGUAUCUAAGCCUGUUCUCAGACGUUUUUCUUUAUUUCCGACAAUUUUCGCUGGCGGUCAAUAAAUCCCCCAAGGUUUUCAUUUUCAUACGCGCGCUAGAAGAUCAGAUCUCUUGAGAGAAAAUACUGAGAGCGUCUUUGAACAGGCUAGACUAGGAAUUCUAUUUUAAACUUGUACGUUAUUCUCUGUUACGUGUGGAAAUUUUUAACGCAGGGAAACAGAAAGAAAUUGGUUGAAUGAAUUGUUGAGAGUUCCUUAAACGCUGAAAUCAUUGCGCUUUUCUUUUUGGGGUAACAUUAUUCUACUAAUUCACAUGUCCAGGGAUUGUUCCUAUGUUUUAUAUGUUGAAUGUAAGUAGAUCUGUUGAAGAUCCAAAAGUCUCUAGCCUGUUCACAGACCCUCUAUUUUCUCUUCAAAGUCCGUCGAGCGCGGGUGAUAAAAUAUAGACCGCAGGGGAUUUAUUGACCGCCAGCACAAGGGGGUACGAAAAGAAAAAUAAAACAACGUCUGUGUACAGGCUAGAAAGUCUCCUUGUUUAGCUGUCGAGUAUUUGGUUCAGACUAAACGUCAGAUCUCUAGCCUUAACUUUUUUUACGCUAAUGACUGAUUUUGUAAUUUCCUGCUAUGAACCGUUUGUCAGGUUGCUGAUCCUGAUUCUAGAGGUUAUAGUUUACUGAAGGCGAAAGAAGAUUUAGAGUCUCGUCAACAUUACAUCCGUCCACGCAUUUUACAUUGGUACGUAAAAUAUACCGACAUUACUACACUAGAAAAAUUUUGUUUGGCUAUUCAAAGAAAUUUGUUUGGUUUGCUUGGUCAUGUUGUUUAAGAUACCCGUGUUUUAAAAAGGGGAUCUUUCACAUUUUUUGCCUUUGUUUUUAAAUUUGCAGCGAUAUUUCUCGUGGACAGGAAAAUGUUUCAAUAUCUUGCAUAAAUGAGGUGCGUUAACUGCUUUGUUGAAUCUUUCUUUGUACUCAAGAUGCACAAAAUGAGCUUGGUAAGUGGUCAUAGUUGCGGUCAUUUGAAGGCGCAUCUCCAUACUAAAACGUUCUUCAUUAUCCUCAUUAUGUUUCAUCCCUUUCACGGGUCAAGAUGAACUCAACAUGCUGCCCCCAGUGUUUGGGGACAGGCCAGGUUCAUAGCUCUGUUGCUAGAGCGUCGCAGCGCUAACGCAGAGGCCAUGGGUUCGAAUCCCGUUAUACCCCUAAUUUUUGUUUUCUGGUUUAUUUGCAAUUGCUUACUGCGAUGAUUAUAUCUUCUUGCACUUUCUGCCAAAUCGUGUCUAAAUGUCAUUACCGACCCACCAAGGCUCUGUCCUGACGAGUCCUAUUCUGUUUCUGUAAAGUUUAAAUCUCCUCUUCAGCCAUGACAUCUCUUGAAUAAUAGUUUCAUGGGUUUUGGUUUUCUAGGUCGAUGACGAACCGUUUCCAGAGUUUACCUUUAUCAAGGAAUGCUUCGAGACUAAAAGAGGGAUGAUAGACUGGAGUAUUUCAAGAUAUGAGGUACCAUGAAUUUUACUUAAUAAACAUUUGUAUGAGAAGUCGCCUUAUAACAUUCAUGUUAACAGUUCUCUGACUUAACUGGCGAUGUUUCAACAGGGCGGCUGUAGCUGUGAAAGAGUAUGCCAAAGUGGAAUGCUCUGUCUCUGUUCUAAAAGAAGCGAAAGACAGAGACUUUGGUACGAGGUAUGUCAUCAGCCGCUCACAAAUUCAAAUUCUCUUUUCGGAAGCUACAAUCCUGGACAAAAGUCCUUGGGACAGUACUGCAAUGUUUAUAAUUUUCUGUCAUUUCUCGGUUCCCUCUCAAAACAAUACAUCCUUUUCGAAAUUUUCUUGCGGUUUUGCCUCCCCCCACCCUACAAAAAGCUGAAACUCGGAAAAAAUUCUGGAUACACGCGUCCAACAUUGUUUGUUGGGUGAGGGAAAGGGUUAGACCUGUGUGAAUUGGAAAACGCCCCAGAAACGCAAAAGUGUCCCAAGACUUUGGUCCAUGAUUGUAGGUCCAGAAAGAAUUUUUAAGUCACUGACUGUCGUUUGCAGAAGUGCUAGCCUCCCCUCACCCUCGCCCUCGCUAAGGAAGUUUUUUUCCCGCUUUGUAAAACUUAGUGAAGAUAAGUAUACAGUUUCCAUCCAUCGAAGGGUUCAUGGUUUUUAAACAUGAGAUCUUUUGCUCUCUUUGGUCUGGAACUGUGCUAAGAAUUUCCUGGUCAGUAGGAUUAGCUCAGUUGGUAGAGCGCUUGACUACAAAGCGAGAGGUCGCGGGUUCGAUUCCCGGGACCGGACCAAUACGCAGGGUCUUUAAAAUAACCGAGAAAUGUACUGCCUUUGCCCGCAAAUGGCUAGACCUUCGCGUGGCUCGGAUGACAACGUAAAAUGGCGGUCCCGUCGCCAGUAGGAGACGUAAAAUAGUGUCCCCAAUUAUUAAUACUUUCGUGCUUAAUACAUUGACGCUCUAAUAAAGUGCAUUUUUUUAAGGGCUUGAGCCCUGGAAUCAUUUCAUAAGUAGGUGGAAUAUGGUGGUCCGUGUGAGUGUAGUCCUGAAUAGGACUCAGGCUGUUGUUUUGACAGUGAUAACUUGUGCUGUAUUCAUAUUUAGUGUCUAAGUGAGGUGUAUCUCUUUAGCUGAUGGUAUUAAAUAAACUCUGGUCAUUAAGCGGAUUGGUCAAUUAAUUCGCAAUAUUAUUGGAAUUGGGUCUGCUCAGCCUAUUCUUGCAGUAUAUACAUUUUUUCUUCAAGGCAAUACAGUAGAACCUCAAUAUAACGAAACCCGGUUACAUCUGACAAAUUUUGACAGUCCCUCGGCCUUUCGUUAUAUGGAGGUUCCACUGUAUUACCUUGAAGAAAAAAAAAUACUGCAAGAAUGGGCUUAGUAAGUUUGGGUUCAUUGACUGCACACAGUAUGGACUCAACUAAUCUUUCUUUCUUGUUCAUGCCUUGGAAAAACAUUAAUGGUCUCCCUUUGUUGUUAGGAGGGGCUAGUUAAAACUUCUAUCAAGAACAUUGACCGGCCGCUGGUUUACGAAUGUAACAGAAUGUGCAACUGUUGGACGUACUGUAAGAACAGAGUUGUACAGAAGGGAAUGCAGUACCCACUGCAGUUGUACAGAACCCGGAGAAAAGGUGAGAAAAACAAGUAUAAGCAUAACGUAGCUUACAAAAGGCCAAGUUAGGAAUUACGGGAAGAAAUAAUAGCAGAAAUGAGAUGUUUUUUAUUGGGCUAAAUUUCCUUUUUUCCUGAGUUGGAGGGAAAACACAGUAUAUGGUCCAUGUACUAAUUCAUUGUGCGUCACGUCAGGUAAUAUGACACUUUCCUUGAUGGUUGUUAGUGGGUAUUUUUACAGCUGUUUCGAGAAAGGUCGGAAAAAAUGUGCACGCGACAAUCCUGAAAGGUAAUAUGGGAUAUGAUCAAUACACUGUUCCUGACACUGUAGCUGUCAAACCUACUUUUGUUGCUUUCUUUUUGCACUCGCAAACAUAUGUCCAUGGUCGCUCGUGCCACUGUUUCUCAAAACCUCCCUUGAUGCCUUUCGGGAUUGUCGCGACCGUCUUGUCAGAGUUGAUGAUACACUUGUCUGUACGUAUUAGGUUGGGGAGUGCGCAGUCUUGCUAAAAUUCCAAGAGGUAGUUUUGUCUGUGAGUACACUGGUGAACUGAUAUCGGAUAGUGAAGCUGAUGCGCGCGAUGACGACUCCUACUUAUUUGACUUGGAUUGUAAGGUGAGAAACUAUUGCACCACCACCAAAUGUAUUCACUUCUAUCUGUAUUUUUGAAAACGUUGCUGCGGUUAAGACUUUUUUCCGCUUUCGUCUGUUUCGUUGAAAAUGAAGAGCUCCACCUUUCUAUCUUCUCUUCCGGUUUCUUGUUCUCUUCGAGGCGAUUUUCUUGCUUCUUGGACUGAACAACAUCAUAACUUGUCGUGUUUCGGCAUUUUACUGAUCAAAUCGUUCAUUGUUUCAGGACUUAUCUUUUCUUAUCGUCUCUUGUAUGAUUGCAGGAAAGUUCAAAUGAGAAUGAGUUGUUCUGCAUUGAUGCAAAGUACUUUGGAAAUAUAAGCAGGUUUAUAAAUCACUCGUGUGAACCAAACAUAUUUCCGCUGCGGGUAUUUGUUAAUCACACAGUAAGUUUUUCCUUGUUACCAUACCAUUUUUUUUCAGUUAUUAUUUAUUAUAUUUGUCAUACUGUCUAUUCUUAGCUUUAAGGCGCCUCUUACUAGAUUCAUUGUGAGGUUUAAUGCUUACCUGUCCACUGCAAACUGCGUUUAGCAGAUCAUAGAAUUAAAAGACAGAAAAUAAUAAUACAAGGGUAGCAGCUGUUCCUUUUCAUGAAAUAGGCAGAUGUAGCAAAGGCAACCUGACGAUAGUUAAGACUGCGGGCGCAUAUUUAAACUCCAAAACGCUCUAUAUGACAACGACGUCCCCUCCCUCUGUCUCUUGGCAGUUUAUGUUUCUCACACUGAAAAACCUUUGAAAGUUUGAUCUUUAAGGUGUUAGUCAACAAUUCUGACAAUAACAAGAGCUCUCGUCGUAUGUUAACGAAUCUUUUUUCUUUUCUUUCAGGACAUAAGAUUUCCCAGAAUAGCAUUCUUUGCUAUUGAAGACAUCGAUGUCCAUGAGGAAAUUUGGUAAGAAAAAGAUUCCAGUUAAGAAAUGGUAAACGUGCAGCGUGCAACCAUGGAGUUAUGGAUGCACGCGGGAGGUUGCUAAGCACGAAAGAAGCGUAAGAGUCUAGCCGAGUGCGGCUCUAGCUUCUUGAGUGCUUAGCAAACCUCCUAAGUGCAUCCAUGACUCCAUGGUUGCACAGCUGCAACGUUUACCAUUUCUUUUAUAACAUAAUCAAAAGAGAAAAACAUUAUUUUCCAUUUGCCUUCGGCUGAGUCAUCGGUCCGAGUUCAUGUAUGCUGCCAUCUGCCCGCGCGUAAACAAAUCACGUUCUAUGUUUUUCGAAAACUUGCCUUUGAGUUUUUCGUUCGCCGAAUCAACCGUUCUCCGUCUUCAGGUAAAUUGCAAAACGAUUUUUGUUGUUAUUCUGAAUGGCAUCUGUCUACUUGCUCUUAAUAUUAGGGUAAAAACUUUGAGGGAAAACUAUAGCUGCAACUAUAAACACCAACUAAAAGGACUCUAAAAAAUAAGCUAAAACUAAAUAAAUGAAAUAAUUAUCAAGCUUAUUUAUGAGACAAUUUUUGAAAUAAACGUGAAGUAGAAAUGAGAAAAUUUGACUGUAAUUCCUUUAGAAUAACAAGUAACGCUAAUUUUAAAAGAAAGAAAUUAGCUUUGUAUCGAAAUCUGUCUGGGGAAAUCAAGCUAUGAAAGUCAAAGUUGCAACUGAAAUUCGCCGACACAGAGCCGGCGCUGAAGCUGUUGUUUUUCGACCGUUCUCUUAACGACUGUUAUGAAUGAACACUGAGGAACAAAAUAAUACACACGGAAGUUAUUUUUUGAAAAAUUUAUUUGAAAACCCAAAUGUUUCUGUACUCAAAUGAAAUUCGCUUAUUCCAGCGUAAUGUGCCCGUUUAAACUCAACUAAAAUUUUUAAUCGAUGCGAUGAAAACUUCACAACAAAGCUGUCUCGAAUUUGAGCGUGUUUCCUAAAAUAUUUGCUUGAAUUUAGCAUCAGCUUGACCAAAAAGUCAAUAACACAAUGCUAAUUGAGAAAUUUACAUUUUAAACUGACUUUCUCUUCUAUAAAAAACACUCAAAAUGCGCCUAAAAUCUUCGCUCGCUCGAUUUUCCUUCAGCCGAUUCUAGCCGCGAGGAAAACAGUGAUUAAUUCAUCCAGGGCAAAUUUGUCGCUUGAUCUCUUGUCUUUUUUCCCUUCAAAACGACAGCUUAGUAUUUUCUUCAACUUCCACUUUUCAUCUGUGCAUUUCAUCGGUGUAUUUUACCGUCAGGAGAGGAGAUUUGUUGAAUUUGCCUAAAUUUUACCGCGCUAGCUCAGUUUCUUGGCGUGCGCCCACGGGCAAAUGGUAGUGGCUAACUGACCAAUCAGAGCGCGCGAUUUAUUUGUUAUGUUAUAAAAUACUUUUGUUUCGUCAUAAAGGAGUGUUUUGCAAAUAACGAUUUUAUAAUGUGUUUUUUUAACGUCUAUUUACGAGACGUAGAUCGUAGUUCAUCCAAGUUUAACUAUCGAAAAGGUUUUUAAUUAUUACGGCAAGGUGGAUUCAACACGGGACAAAGCUUUGGGAGUUGUUCCGUCGUUUGAACUAGUAUCAUUAACUGUUUCAGUUCUAAUGACCAAAGUAAAAAAUUUAAAUGGUAACACCAUAGGGUUUUGUUCACCGAUGCAUAAAUGACCAAUAUUGUCAUCUUGACUUAGUGCAGCAGAAAAAGACAUAUAAACAUAGAUGGUGCUUUUAAUUUCGCAUGUUUUCAUUUCUCUACAGUUUCAAUUACGGUGAUAAAUUCUGGUCUGUUAAGAAGAAGGAGUUUUACUGUGAAUGUGGCACCACAAGCUGCAAGUACCCAAAACCCAGCAGUUAGCGGAAGUGUCCAGGUGGCUCAUCCUUCAAGCAGUCAUCUUUUACACAUCCUUUUUAAAUGUAUUCAUUAACUACGCAAACACGACUGUACUCAGUCAAUAUAACAACUUUCAUUCAGAUCCUAUUAUUAAAAUAAUAUAUAGUAUGCUUUAUACAACACGUCUUAGGAGUUUUGAGAACUCUGAGUUACUAAGAAGGUAUUGUCUUCUCCUUAACAGUAAGUAAAAAAUAAACCUAUUGUAAAAAUUACACAGCCACAGCUCUUAUUAUAUUUUUAUCCUUCGGCUUUAACUUUGUCGUUAGGAAGCUUACGAAACUACGACGACCAUGGCAGUAACAACGUCCCUGAUUAAGUGAAUUUACUUUGUUCCAAACUUCAUCGUGAUUAUUCCUACUGAACUCAAUUUUUCAAGCGUUGUCUAAUUAUCCUGAAGUUUAAUUGU
This is a messenger RNA of Porites evermanni, 25267 nucleotides long. The record is from the annotation of a GenBank genome assembly. Lineage: Eukaryota; Metazoa; Cnidaria; Anthozoa; Scleractinia; Poritidae.